Molecule: messenger RNA, 651 nt
Organism: Schistosoma curassoni
Lineage: Eukaryota; Metazoa; Platyhelminthes; Trematoda; Strigeidida; Schistosomatidae
Source: the annotation of a GenBank genome assembly
AUAUAAACAGAAUGAUGAAAAUUCAAAUUGCAUGUCGAAAUCCACAAGUCGAAACAAGGUAGAAAAGGGAAAGAAUAUCAAUUCAUCUUUCAUCGUUCAAGACGUGAUCCCUGGAAAAGCUUCAGAAUCAGAAUGGAAUGAGUUGAUUGAAGAUGAUUUAGCAGAAAAGACAUGCCAUGAUAUCGCCAAAGAUAUAGUUGAUGAAACACUCAGUGCUAUAUUCCAGAUAUAUUUAAGGACCAAUUAAUACCAUUUGCAGUCAAUCAAGCAUCUCUGUGCCUCAUGCAAUACAUUGACUUGGAGUUCAUGUCCUGCGAUCAAGGAGAGCCUUAUAUUAAUCUUAAUCCAGAGUGGUUCGAAGAUGAACUUGCUGAAUCAAGUAGGAUAGAUUCAUGGGCUCAAGGAGCGAUUUCCAAGACUUCUUAUGCAAAGAUUUCAGACAAUCUACAACCCCAAAAUAAUCAUCAGGUUUUACAAAGGCUUCAAAAUAGUCUUAUCCACAAAAAUGAAGAUGUCAGUGACAAUAAAGCUAUCCGUAAGGAACAUACUGUUGGCAUGUCCCAUAGUGAAAAUCUCCACCAAAUAUCUAUACGACAGAAGAAGCCUCAAAAACUGAAAAACGAUUUUAAAAAUGGUAAACAAAUUCCUUAA